GUUGUAAUGUAGCUGGUAGUGAGUUGCACUUUUACGUAUUCCGUGUGCGAUGUCCACGCAGUGUGAACGUGUCGUAAACAUUCAGUGCAAAAAGGAUAAGCUCUUACAGUUCCGAACUACAAAACCUAAUAAAAUAUUCGAAGGGAUGGCAUCCGAAAUGUUCAAGCAAAUCUUUCUUCUUUUCCGGACAUAUUUCGACAUGUUUAUAGACUUUAUAUUCUCAUUAUAUUGGGAGAGACAUCGACAAGCGAUCCCUAGUUUAGAAAAGCGACAUAGUAUGCUGUCUGAAAGUGCUGUUAAUUUAGCUUCGAAGAUACGUAACAAAGAAUUGAAAUCGGAAGAAUUAGUUCAGGCCUGUAUUGAGAGAAUAAAAAUAGUUAACCCGAUAUUAAAUGCAGUUACGGACGAGAGGUUUGAUGAUGCUUUGGGGGAGGCGCGGGAGGUCGACAAAUUGAUUGAAGCUGGACAGGCUGACUUUGAGAAUCAACCAUUUCUGGGUGUGCCGUUCACCGCGAAGGAGAGCCACGCGGUGCGCGGCAUGCUGCACACGCUGGGCAUCGCGCGGCGGCGGCGGGCGCGCGCGCCGCACGACGCCGAGUGCGUGCGGCUGCUGCGCGCCGCCGGCGCCAUCCCGCUCGCCGUCACCAACGUGCCAGAGAUCAACAAGUGGCAGGAGACGCGCAACAUGGUGUUCGGGCAGACGUGCAACCCCUACCACACGGGCCGCACCGUGGGCGGCUCCAGCGGGGGCGAGGCCGCCCUCGCCGCCGCGCUCGCCUCGCCCAUCUCACUCUGUUCAGACAUCGGGGGGUCGACGCGCAUGCCGGCCUUCUACUGCGGCCUGUUCGGCCUCAACCCCACCGCCGGCACCACCAGCCUUAAAGGGUCGGCGCUGCGCUCGGGGCUGGAGCCGACGAUGGCGUCAGUGGGGGUCCUCAGCAAGCGGUGCGCGGACCUCGCGCCGCUCACAAACGUCCUGCUCACAGACUCCGCUCGACUACAGAUACAACUCGACACGGAAUAUCACAUCAAGGAUAUAAAGAUCUUCUACUGCAAGUCUGCGCCGGACCUCAGAGUCAGUCCGCUAGACAAAGAUAUGCGACAAACUAUGGACAAGGUGUUGUCUGCGCUGAGGGAGGAUGGUGCAGGGGGAGCUGGGGGUGCGCGGGAGUACGGGCACCCGGGGCUGCGGCACAUGUACUCGCUGUGGCGGCACGCCAUGGCGCUGGAGGCCGACAGCUUCCCGCAGCUGCUCACCGACAACCACGGCCAUGCCAACGGAAUACUGGAACUUGUUAAAAAGGUGGUAGGCGUGUCCGCGUACACGCUGGCCGCCAUCCUGAAGCUGCUGGACGAGCAGGUGCUGCCCGCAGUGGACCGCGACUGGGCCGACAGGACCACAAAGGACCUCAGGGAGGACCUCAUUCGCACCCUGGGGGAGGAGGGCGUGCUGCUGUUCCCGAGCGCGCCGGCCGCCGCGCCCUACCACUACUCGCUGUACCUGCGCCCCUUCAACUUCUCCUACUGGGCGCUGCUCAACGCGCUGCGGCUGCCCGCGCUGCAGGUGCCGCUGGGGCUGAGCAGCGCGGGGCUGCCGCUGGGGCUGCAGGUGGUGGCGGCGCCGCGGCGGGAGGCGCUCUGCCUGGCCGUGGCGAAGCACCUCGAGGCGCGCUUCGGGGGCUUCGUCCCGCCCUGCGCCGUACAACACUGAUACCACACAGACUGAAAUAACUUACGAUAUUAAUGUGUUUUGGGCAAGAAAAGUCGGUAUUAUUCUUGUUUUUAGUACAACAAAUGUAAAAAUAUCUUAUUUGUUGGCUUUAUUGUUAGUUAAAACUGGUGUAUGUUAUGUUGUAAGAAAAGUGAUAUAAAAUUUGUUAUUUUUUCCAAAUUGAAUAUGUAAUUGAAAUGUGUACUGUGAUAUCUAAAUGUUGGACUCGAAUAUUCAAUUAUUAUUAUAAACUGUGAUCUCUGUUUUGUCAAAAAUAAUAUAUUUCCAGUGAAUAUUUUCCUAUUUUAAAUAUAUUUUUAUAAAAGAAAUUUAGACAUGUUGUCAAAUAAAGUAAUUAUUUCGAGGCUUAUUAAUUCCAAAGUGUUUUAAAGAACUUUUAAAAUUAAAAAUAAUUGUAAAAUAUGACGAUGUCAAUUAUAUAU
Messenger RNA from Papilio polytes (common Mormon), 2154 nucleotides. RefSeq names its product fatty-acid amide hydrolase 2-like. Bases 50 to 1711 code for a protein of 553 amino acids. The transcript has 12 exons. Lineage: Eukaryota; Metazoa; Arthropoda; Insecta; Lepidoptera; Papilionidae. The record is from RefSeq and is a predicted model, not a curated record.